AUGAUAUCACGAUCCGAGCAAAUAGAAGAUUAGUCUUGAUAAACGUGCGAGAUUUUUCAAACUGAGCACAAGAUACCUUUUCAGCAUUUGCAUAUCAUUCGUUGUAGAGCUCCAAGACAGAACCAUGAGUGCAGAUGACAUUCGUCUCGAGUCAGUUGAUAAUUCCCGGCAGCAAAAUGCGACCGCGAGCAGGUCCGAUCGAACAAAACGUAGCCGAGUUCGAGGCAUAUGUCGCUGCAUUUGUACAAGGCUGUGUAUAAGUUUGGUAAUAGCCGGGAUCUUAGCCAUCGUCAUUAUCUGCGUGGGUUUUCUAGUAAGUUACGAAAAAGAUUCGGAAGUGAUACAAACGAUCGAAGUUUUCAAGGAACAACUUCCUAUCGAACAAGAGUACUGGUAUAACCAAGGAUUAGAUGAUCUGAAGGAGUCGCUAAACAAACGUUAUAAUUGGAAAAGGGCGAGAAAUGUUGUACUGUUUGUAGCAAAUGUGGUAUCCACGAGUGCUUUCACGAAACAUUAUACUGAUGAAAAAUCUGAACUUUUAAAAAAGUUCCCACACGUGGGUUUUCUCAAGGUGCAGAAUAAUAUUUCCCUGGGAACUGCGCUCUUUAGUGGUGUAAAUGGAGCUUAUGGAACAGCAGGUGUGGAUUCCGCUGUUUCAUUUGAUGAUUGUCAAAAUUCACAGAAUGAAACUCAUCGUGUCAAGUCAAUAGUGCAACAAGCCCAGGAAGUUGGCCUAAACACCGGACUUGUUAGUAACGGCGAUUUACUAGAUAGCUUAAGUUCUCCUAUUUACGCACAUGUUCCAAACGUUAAUUGGCAGUGUCAUUCCAAAAUACCAGAUAACGAGAAAAAUGUUGGCUGUUUGGAUGUAGCCACUCAACUGGCUUCUCUAAGUCCUGCCAAAGAUAUAAAUGUACUGAUGGAAAACCAUGAUUCAAGCAUUUGCGGAGAUGAUAAUCGAAGUGUUAAGGAUGCGUCAGAAUUAUAUGCCAUCCAACAAACUACGAGGGUUCGAUUAUCUUUUUCGUCAGACAAUAAACAAUCAUUUGGUAACUUAACUCAAGAAGCUGUAAAACACCUUUAUACUGAUAAUUUUCUUCUGAUCGCAUUGUGGAAGCAAUCAAUUCAAGAUGGUCAAAAUUUUUCGGAUUUUGAAAAUAGUCUUCUGGCUGCUUUGACUUUGCUAAGAAACCAACUGAGCGAAACGCUUUUCGUGGUCAUAGCGGUUCCUUAUCAAAAUCUCGGCAGCAUCAAUCAAGAUAAGACACAGUCGGUAGAAGAUAUAAUCGUUGGCGCAACAGGACCCAUGGCGCAUCUUUUACAAGGUGUACACGAUUUAACGUACGUUGCACAUGUGAUAUCAUUCGCAGCUCGGCUGGGACGGUUCCGCGAUAGUAUGCUUGCCAACUCGCUAUUCGAAUGGUUCUGAAAAAUCGGGCUUACCAAACCGUUCCAGAUGAUCACCAAGGGGUACGACCUCCAGAUGAUCCAUUGUAAUUUUUUUUUUUUGAAAAAUCUAAGUCGAAUGAGUGAAGAAGAACUUACAUAUUUCUCAACUUAGUGCCUUAGGAUCUGGGUAUUUAAUGUUUGAACGGUGAAAUAUAAUAACUUGUCAA
This is a messenger RNA of Uranotaenia lowii, 1616 nucleotides long. RefSeq lists its product as uncharacterized. The transcript is spliced from 4 exons. The record is from RefSeq and is a predicted model, not a curated record. Gene Ontology annotation, biological process: dephosphorylation. Bases 125 to 1429 code for a protein of 434 amino acids. Gene Ontology annotation, molecular function: alkaline phosphatase activity. Lineage: Eukaryota; Metazoa; Arthropoda; Insecta; Diptera; Culicidae.